GUUCAUGGCAGACAAAAUAUAGUGUGCUGUGUGUAUGUGUGUGUGAGUGCUUCUCGUGUACUCCAUGUCAAAACGAGUUUUCGCCGAAAUCCGCUACUGUAGCCCAGACCUAUUGUACGGUAACGUGUCUUGGCCAAUACGCCCACCCAAUUUACUCAGAAACCGGUAACUACCCGCAAAGAUUCAUCGACCUCAUCGCUGAGGCGAGCGCUAGACAGGGUCUCCCGGAAUCUCGCCUACGCAGUUUCUCUCAAGAACAAAUCGAUUACAUGAAGGGCACAGGAGAUUUCUUGGCAUUAAACCAUUAUUCGAGUAAUUAUGCGUACAGAAACGCAUCAGUCAUUAACAAGCAUGAAGUUCCCUCUUUGUUGGAUGACGCGCAAAUUGACACUUAUAAGGACCCAUCGUGGCCAAUGGGAGUUUGGAUAGGUACUUACGGUCCCGGUUUACACAAGUUGCUGGUACACAUCAAAGAUACUUACAACAACCCAACUAUUUACAUAACAGAAAAUGGCUUUGCAACAGGCAUGGGGUUGAAUGACGAAGGUCGGGUACAUUACUAUAGAGAGUAUUUAACUGGCGUUCUGGAUGCGAUUGAUGAUGGAGUUAAUAUAAAAGGAUAUUGUGCUUGGAGUCUCAUGGACAACUUUGAAUGGGAUUGGGGCUACAGCGUCCGUUUCGGCCUCUACGAAAUCGAUCAAGAUGAUCCAGAAAAAACAAGGAAGCCACGUAAGUCUGCACUUGUGUUUAAGGAAAUAGUGGGAACGAGAACCAUCGAUUUGGACUAUAAUCCAGACCCGUAUGCUGUUGCUAGCUCAGCCAUCAACACCAAAACUUCAGUUGUGAUCAUAGCGGCUAUAUCUGUAAUGAAACAAGUAUUAAUUUAAUAUGCUUUAUAAAUUAUGUUAGUAGUAAGUAUUUAUUUUAUCGUAUAAUAACUAGUUAAU
Molecule: messenger RNA, 947 nt
Organism: Zerene cesonia (dogface butterfly)
Lineage: Eukaryota; Metazoa; Arthropoda; Insecta; Lepidoptera; Pieridae
Product: cytosolic beta-glucosidase-like
Exons: 4
Coding region: 270-887 (205 amino acids)
Biological process (GO): carbohydrate metabolic process
Molecular function (GO): beta-glucosidase activity
Source: RefSeq, a predicted model, not a curated record